CGUUGCCCUCAGCAGUGUAUCAACCGACUGGGUUGAUUAUAUACACGUUAUAUAGUGAAGCCCCACCUCUUUUUAAAGGACGGGCAAAAUUUGAGUCAAGUUUGCAAUAAUUUGUAAGUAAUCAAACAAGUCUGAUGUUUGGCCUUCAGAAGUCAAUACCCUUGAAUAGGAAUAGCUGAAUGGAGCGUGUGGAAGCCGAUAUCCACUAUUUCGAGUUACGUCUGGUUUUGUGUUGAACGUCAGCGAAAUACGCACGAAGCAUUUGCAUAAUUAAUACCCCCCAGAAAUGGGUAGCGAUGUUAUAUAUAGACAGGAGCUUAAACCAAAGUGGAUAGUCAUUCAAGAAGAUGCUGUAUACUCUGAACGUUUCUUAAAUUUUCUAUAUAGCUCCUUCAGUUUCUUGGUUGUCGGCAGUAAUAGAACUUUACAGAAAGAAUUUACAGUUUACCAGCCCUUCCAACCGGAAACACCUUAUUUCUGUACGCCCUGUUACGUUAUUUUUUCCCAGAUGACGAGAAAUUCGACCAAAACAAUAACCAAUCAGCAUCAACAUAUUCUCAACAAGAAAAGCCUCCUGAAAUCUUGGAGCUUGAUGUCGUCGAUUCGGGCACGGGACAAGUUUUAUUGCAAUCAACUUUACGGACGAACGACUGGUCAACAACUUGCACAUCAAGAAAACAAAUUUACAAAAUUGAAGAAAGAUGAUGCACAUCCUGUUUUGAUGGGACCAUCUGGUAGUCCUUCGCGUGCCUCAGACAUCCUCUUCGAUUUACCUGACAAAUGAAACACUGUCUGAUGUAGUGACGCGUCAGAACCGUCCAAUACUCAAUCUGCUGGCACAAGCGCAAUCACAAGGCGCUCCGGGUCCCCCAGGUCCCCCUGGACUUCCAGGCAAUCCCGGUGCUCCUGGACUUACAAUCGCUCCCGGUCUUGGCCCUGGAAUAGGAAAAACACUUUCGAAUAUGAUAUUGUUAUGUCUUAAAGUGUUUGAAAUUAAGUAAGUAGUGUCUAAUUUGGCUGCUCGUUAAAUUUCUUCACUGCCGAUUUUCAAAACGUCCAAGACAUCUUUUAUUUUGUUUAUUUCAAAACCCAACGCUUGUUUGUAAUUGUCGUUACAUUCACCUUAUCAAUUUGAAAUAGAAAACUUGCAUUUUUGUAA
Messenger RNA from Daphnia magna, 1159 nucleotides. RefSeq lists its product as uncharacterized. Lineage: Eukaryota; Metazoa; Arthropoda; Branchiopoda; Diplostraca; Daphniidae. The transcript has 3 exons. The record is from RefSeq and is a predicted model, not a curated record. Bases 287 to 784 code for a protein of 165 amino acids.